Messenger RNA from Ziziphus jujuba (common jujube), 1410 nucleotides. RefSeq names its product zeatin O-glucosyltransferase. The record is from RefSeq and is a predicted model, not a curated record. Gene Ontology annotation, molecular function: UDP-glycosyltransferase activity. Lineage: Eukaryota; Viridiplantae; Streptophyta; Magnoliopsida; Rosales; Rhamnaceae. The transcript has a single exon. The coding region runs from base 1 to 1410 and encodes 469 amino acids.
AUGGCUACUGUUGACCACAAUCGUGGCAUCGGAAAGACCUCUGUUAUCGUGGUCAUUGUACCAUUCCCACUUCAUAGCCAUUCGAACCAGCUCUUGCAACUCUCUGUUCUCAUCUCUUCCUACAAUAUACCAGUUCAUUACGCUGGCUCUGCUUUCCACAAUUCUCAGGUUAGAGCUCGAGCUUCUAAUGCUUUGAAUUUCUCAGAAAUCCAUUUCCAUGACUUCCCAAUUCCUCCUUUCAUCCAAGACCCAACAAAAAUUCCCACUGAGAAAUUAUUCCUUCCAUAUUUCCAUGCCGUCAAACAGCUUCGCGAACCGGUUGUUGAUCUUCUUCAUGAUCUUUCAACAAAAGCAGAGGGAAUCAUCGUCAUCCAUGAUUCUAUGACCUCUUCUGCUGUACGAGAUGUUAGUUCUAUAAAAAAUGCUGAAUCCUAUAUUUUCCGAGCCAUAACUGCGUUCAGUAUUUUUUGUUUCGUUUCUUUGAAUUUGGGGAAUAAGUUUCUCCAAAUUCCAAAAGAAGCUGAAAUUGUUAAUAGUGACAACCCAAUUGAGAUUCCAUCAACUGAGGGAGAUUUUAGUGUUGAAACUGCGAAUUUCAUCGCCCACCAAAAGCAAUUUAUGAAAUCUUCAGCCGGAGAUCUCUACAAUGGUUGCAGAUUGAUAGACGGUGUUUUCCUUGACCAUCUGGUGAAGAUACAGAAAAAUAAUCAAAAGGUUUGGUCGGUUGGGCCUUUACACCAGUAUGCAAAAACAGAGAAUGGAAUUGGAAACUCCAUCAACGGCAGAGACAAAUGCUUGGAGUGGCUAGACAAACAAGAACCAGACUCUGUCUUGUACAUAUCUUUCGGAACCACGAUUUACAUGGCGGAUCAUGAUCGGCAGCUCAAAGAACUUGCAACUGGGUUGGAACUAAGCGAGACUAAAUUCAUUUGGGUAUUUAGAUCAGAUGCAGAUUAUGACAAAAAAGAAGAAAUACUCCCACAAGGUUUCGAGGAGAGAGUGAAAGGAGUGGGAAUGGUGGUGAGAGAUUGGGCUCCACAGCUUGAAAUUCUGGACCACCCAUCGACAGGUGGGUUUUUGAGUCACUGUGGAUGGAACUCAACCUUGGAGAGCAUUAGCUAUGGAGUUCCUGUAGCUGCUUGGCCCAUUGCAGUGGACCAACCCAUGAAUGCUCUGUUCAUAACAGAGGUGCUCAAAACUGGUGUGAAUAUAAAGGAAUGGGCACGCAGAGACCAAGUGGUGAGCUCCUCGGAGAUUAGCAAAGCGGUGAGGAGGUUAAUGGGUUCCGAAGAAGGAGAUAAGCUCAGGAAGAGGGCUAAAGAGUUGGGUGCCAAAGUUCGAAGUGCUACUGAUGAUGGAGGAGUUUCUCGAUUGGAAUGCGAUUCUUUCAUUGCCCAUAUUACUAGAUAG